Messenger RNA from Zophobas morio, 2433 nucleotides. Its product is annotated as ATPase family gene 2 protein homolog A. Gene Ontology annotation, molecular function: ATP hydrolysis activity; ATP binding. The record is from RefSeq and is a predicted model, not a curated record. The transcript has 5 exons. Bases 117 to 2423 code for a protein of 768 amino acids. Gene Ontology annotation, cellular component: cytoplasm. NCBI's taxonomy places the organism in Eukaryota, Metazoa, Arthropoda, Insecta, Coleoptera, Tenebrionidae.
GGUGUGUUCGGCUUCGGCGUUUGACUUAACCAACAUAACCUAAAAUACCUUCAUAAUUUGACAGGUGUAACAUGUGCAACGAAUCAAAGUAAAUAUUUUCCUUUGAACCUGCAGAAAUGUCUCAACCAAAAACCAAGAAAAAUUCACCAUGGCUACAGUGUGAAACUUGUUUCAUAAAUAUAAUCAACAAAGAUAUUGACAAACACUCAUCAGACUGUCCUCCAAGUCUUACCCACAAUUACGGCUUUAUUAAAGAUAGAGUUUUAUUUGGAAAUUUGGAUAUAAAAACUAACGAAGAAAUUAAAGGUGUUGUUGAAAAAGAUAGUUUGGUAUUUUUGAGUCAAGGAGCCAUUCAAUUAUGUGAACUCGCCAUCGGUGACUGGGUUUUAAUUAAAUUAAGUAAUGACUUGCCACCACUGGCAAAAGUUGUGUGGCCUACGACUGAAAAAACAUUAACAAGUGUCUUAUUGACCAAGCAAGCAUUACAAUUAGCUCAAGCUGAGGUAGAUUUCUGUGUACAGGUAUCAGUUGUACCUCAAUACUUACCAGAAGCUUACAGGGUCAGUAUAAUUGCACUAAAUUUGCCAAAAUCGUUUGAAAUUCCAUCAGAGUUAUCCAACAGAAUUCAAAAGAGUUAUAUGGAUAAAUUGUUAUGUGUAGGAAACAGAAUUAGUGUAAUGUUUUUUGGGAAACAAAUAAAAUUUGAAGUUAAAUUAAUUGAAAGUGCACCUAAUCAACAUUUAGAAGAAAAAUUCAACAAAUUAAACACUGAUGAAUACACUUUUUAUAAAGUUUUGAACAAAACUAUUUGGGAAUUUUACAGUGAUAGCACUGAAUUUGAACAAGUGGAUACCAAAGGUGGAUGUAUUUCAACAAUUGGUGGUUUAGAUGACGAAAUAAAAGAAGUUAGGGAGGCCAUCAACGGAUGUCUGUGUACUUCAAAUAAAACAUAUGGCUUGAAACAUUCUCAAUCAAUACUUUUGUUUGGAAAUUGUGGAACUGGUAAAACUCUACUUGCUAGAGCAUUAGCAAAGGAAUCAAAAGCCCAUACUCUUGAAAUUUGUGCUUCUGAUUUAUACAGCAAACAUUCAGGAAAUGCUGAAGAGACAAUCAAAACUUUAUUUGAAGAAGCUCUUGAACAUGCACCUAGUAUUAUUAUCUUAGAUGAAGUGGAUAUCCUCUGUCCAGUUAGAUCUCAGAGGCUUACAGAUUCAGAAAAGCGUGUAAUUUCGACUUUAUUAACCAUGUUAGAUAAUUUAAAUCAAAAUUCAAAGCACGUUUUUGUUUUGGGAACCACAAAUAAGCUUGAAUCAAUUGACCCAGUUUUUAGACGAUACGGACGCUUUGAUAGAGAAAUAGAAAUCAGCACUCCUAAUCCAAAAAAUCGAAGAAAGAUCUUAAUCAAAUUGCUUAACAAUGUUGAGCACAUCUUAACUGAGUUAGAUCUUGAUGAAAUAGCUUUGAGUACUCAUGGUUUUGUGGGUGCCGAUUUGGUUUCUUUAUGUUCGAGAGCUGGUCUUAACGCGUCGCGGCGUCAAGGCGAGAAAAUUUCUGUAGAUGAUUUUAAGAGUGCUUUAAAGUACGUGCGACCAAGCGCUAUGAGAGAAGUUCAAGUAGAAGUGGCAAAUGUGCAUUGGUCGGACAUAGGAGGUCAAGAAAAACUGAAAUUAAUUUUAAAGCAAGCUGUAGAGUGGCCUUUGAGACACCCGGAAAGCUUUAUUCGAUUAGGAGUGACGCCUCCGAAAGGGGUUCUGAUGUUUGGACCUCCUGGUUGUUCUAAAACUAUGAUAGCCAAAGCACUAGCUACAGAAAGUGGCCUUAAUUUUCUAUCAAUUAAGGGUCCUGAAUUGUUUAGCAAAUGGGUAGGGGAAUCAGAGAAGGCCGUUCGUGACGUUUUUAGGAAAGCGAGACAAGUGGCUCCAUCAAUAAUAUUUUUUGAUGAAAUUGAUGCACUAGGAGGAGAAAGAAGCUCAGGUUCUAGUACAAGUGUUCAAGAAAGGGUUUUGGCACAAUUGUUAACUGAACUGGAUGGAGUUUCUCCUUUAGGAGAUGUGACUGUUUUAGCAGCCACCAAUAGACCCGAUCGAAUUGAUAAAGCACUGUUAAGACCUGGACGAUUGGAUAGAAUAGUAUAUGUGCCACUACCUGAUGACAACACACGGAAGGAAAUUUUCAAGUUGAAGCUGACAAAAAUGCCUGUGCAAAAUAUUGACAUUGGUGAUUUAGUUGAAUUAACUCAAGGGUACUCUGGAGCUGAAGUGAAUGCCGUUUGUCAUGAAGCAGCUAUGAUGGCUUUAGAGGAGAGCAUAGACGCCGAAACUAUAGAAAUUCGCCAUUUUGAGAAAGCAUUAAAAUUAAUAGUACCUAGAACACCUGAUGGUCUGAUUAAAUUGUAUGAAGAUUAUUUGAAGAGAAAUAUAUAACUAAAAUAUU